GUAACACCGGCGGUACUGCGGACUCGGUCUUUGCCGGAGCACUGCUGCACGUCGGUUGUUGUGGGAGCAGGACGGAAAUUAUCGGUCUCGUUUUCCGUUAUUACCAGUUCAGUCUCUUCGAGGCUGAAUAAAGAGACACGCUGGAAGUAACCGGGGACCCGCGAAUAUCCACGCGGCAGGGAUGCUUCUUGACUGGCGGCAGGUGUGAAGAGAUGGCGGGGGAGCCUCCGGUUGCCACCGGCCGGGUGGUGCUGGUCAAGAAGAUCGUGAUGAAGGACGGAGCGGUGCCCCAGCAGGGCAUUGGCAGACCCAGUGUGUACCAUGCAGUGGUGGUCAUCUUCCUGGAGUUCUUUGCCUGGGGUCUACUCACCACUCCGAUGCUCACUGUUUUACAUGAAACAUUUCCUCAGCACACGUUCCUGAUGAACGGACUCAUCCAGGGUGUGAAGGGUCUGCUGUCCUUCAUGUCUGCUCCUCUGAUCGGAGCGCUGUCAGACGUUUGGGGCCGACGGUCCUUCCUGCUGAUCACAGUCUUCUUCACCUGUGCUCCGAUCCCACUCAUGAGGCUCAGCCCCUGGUGGUACUUUGCCAUGAUCUCCAUGUCCGGAGCGUUUUCCGUCACUUUCUCCGUUAUCUUUGCCUACGUUGCAGAUGUGACGGAUGAGAGAGAGCGAAGUACGGCGUAUGGUUUGGUGUCAGCCACCUUUGCUGCCAGCCUGGUGACGAGUCCCGCCAUCGGAGCGUACCUGUCGGCCUGGUACGGAGACAACCUGGUGGUUCUCUUAGCCACACUUAUUGCCCUGGCUGACAUCUGCUUCAUCCUGCUGGCCGUUCCCGAAUCUCUGCCAGAAAAGAUGAGGCUGAAUACAUGGGGGACACCCAUCUCUUGGGAGCAGGCCGACCCAUUUGCUUCUCUGAGGAAGGUGGGUCAGGACUCCACCGUCCUACUGAUUUGUAUCACCGUCUUCCUGUCCUACCUGCCGGAGGCCGGACAGUACUCCAGCUUCUUCCUCUACCUGAGACAGGUGGUAAACUUCUCCUCCACGACCAUCGCUGUUUUUAUAGGAGUAGUGGGAAUUCUGUCUAUAGUAGCCCAGACUCUGUUCCUCACUCUGCUGAUGAGAUAUCUGGGAAACAAGAACACGGUUCUCCUGGGAUUGGGCUUCCAGAUCCUUCAGCUGGCCUGGUAUGGCUUUGGAUCAGAACCAUGGAUGAUGUGGGCGGCUGGAGCUGUUGCAGCAGUGUCCUCCAUCACCUUCCCUGCUGUUUCUGCUCUGGUAUCCCAGUCAGCUGAUCCUGAUAAACAAGGCGUCGUUCAAGGAAUGAUCACCGGGAUCCGAGGGCUGUGCAAUGGUCUGGGCCCGGCGCUGUAUGGGUUCAUCUUCUUCCUCUUCAAUGUAGAGCUGAACACCAUGGACCCCAUCCAGGGCGAAUACAACAUUGACCCACUGCCUCUGCACAGUCCUACUGAGCAAGCGCUUAUCCCGGGGCCGCCCUUCCUGCUCGGAGCGUGCACCGUGGUCAUCGCUUUCCUCGUGGCUCUCUUCAUCCCUGAGAAAACGUCCUGCUCCUCCUCAGCCUCGGAGCUGUCGGUGAGCGAUAAGCCCCACCCAGACAGCAAGCAGUCAAUGUCCUCGUUGGCCGGCGUCCACAUCAACACGCCGCUUCCCGGCAGCGAUGAGGAGACUCCACCCACCGCCAGUGACGAAGACUUUGAGCCACUGCUGCACGACAGCAUCGUCUGAAGGAUGUGUGGUGUUUUGUUCCGAAGAGAAGUGGAACUCUUUUGGCCCUACGGUGGGACUAGAUGUACUUUUGGACCCGUUUUGUACUCAGUGUGGGGCUGACAUCUUAAUUCAGCUACAGUCAGAGUCAACGUUAUCAUGUGACCUUAAGGAAAGGGGCUGUGAUGUAAUGACGUGAUUGGACUGAAGGACUGCGGAGCCAACUGAAAUGGACUCCAUUAUUUUAUUCACAAGUCGGGGACCAACUGUGUUUCUGUGUGGUUUAAAUCUGGGUUUUCGGGAUGUCCCAAUAAUGAAAGUACUUUAGAAGUUUUACGGGACACUUUUAGGUUCUUGUGAUGAACAUGUUUUGUUCCACUUUUUCAUUUUGAAGCCGUUUCAUUUGGUUUUUGUAAAAUCCAACAAAUAAGGCAGCCCCAACUUCUGCGUGUAUUUGAGGUUUUUCUUCUGAUCCAAACGAACACCAUCUAACCUAAGGGUGGGCAGUCCUGGUCCUUUAGAGCGGCUAUCCAGCAGGUUUUAGUUGUUUAACUGCUUAAACACACCUGGUUUGAUUUACAUGCUGCUGCAGAACGGGUGAUUCAUCCAGGAAUCAGGUGUGUUGGAGUAGGGAAACAACUAAAACAUGCUGGAUAGCAGCUGUCGGUAAUCAGGUGUGUUGGAGUAGGGAAACAACUAAAACAUGCUGGAUAGCAGCUGUCGGUAAUCAGGUGUGUUGGAGUAGGGAAACAACUAAAACAUGCUGGAUAGCAGCUGUCGGUAAUCAGGUGUGUUGGAGUAGGGAAACAACUAAAACAUGCUGGAUAGCAGCUGUCGGUAAUCAGGUGUGUUGGAGUAGGGAAACAACUAAAACAUGCUGGAUAGCAGCGGUCGGUAAUCAGGUGUGUUGGAGUAGGGAAACAACUAAAACAUGCUGGAUAGCAGCUGUCGGUAAUCAGGUGUGUUGGAGUAGGGAAACAACUAAAACAUGCUGGAUAGCAGCUGUCGGUAAUCAGGUGUGUUGGAGUAGGGAAACAACUAAAACAUGCUGGAUAGCAGCUGUCGGUAAUCAGGUGUGUUGGAGUAGGGAAACAACUAAAACAUGCUGGAUAGCAGCUGUCGGUAAUCAGGUGUGUUGGAGUAGGGAAACAACUAAAACAUGCUGGAUAGCAGCUGUCGGUGUUUGAAUUUGGUGAUUAUAUCAUGCUCUAACUCCAGACAGAAGCUUUGACUCAAACUCAUUAAAAACAAAAAAACAGACUUCCAGAUGAUUUAGGGAAAAAAAUCCUACCUGAGACCUGGAUAAGAUGUUUUUGGCUUCACCACUUGAAGGUGCUCUACCUCUUUGCUUUAAUUUCUCCCUCUUUUUAAAUAAAAGUCACUUUAUCAGAGUGCUGCUAGCAGUGGAAAGUCCUCUCACCUCAGUCUGCAUGUCCGCAUUCACUUUUAAUUUUUCAUCUCAAACACAGACUGCGUUCUUUUUUAAUGUGUUUGCUUGUUGGUGUUUUCUGAGGUUUUUUCCUGACAGCAGUCAAUUUUCUGUGAAUUAACUCAAACUUGAAAGUGUACUGGUCUUUAACUGCCACCGAGUGUAAAUGGUUGCCUCCUGAGUCUUAUAUGUAAAUGCACUUUGAAUUAUCGGAUGGUUUGUAUUUAAUAUAAAGUCACUUUAACAUCCGGCUCAGUUUGGUCAGAGCAGUCCGUUUUUAUUCACGGAUGGUUCCCAAGGACUUCUCAGGAACGUGGAAAUCUCCACGCACGUGGGCAACAUUAAAGACACGCGCGGAGAUAAAGCCGAGCGUGAGCUGUGUUGUUUUUGGAGACUGCGCUACAUUAUUUUUUUCAUUUGUGCGUGUCCUCAUAACCGCCUUCGCAGCAGAGGACGGAGUGAGGGACACACAGCUCUCCUCUCCUUCCCACUGUCUGCCGCCGCGCUAGAGCAGGGGCGUCAUGCUACACCUGAGAUGUUUACUCGACAGCAGCCGGAAUGAAAUUGAAUCGCACAUGCGGGAAGCUCACGCUGGCUGAUUCUACUCGCCAAUCACAGCUGGACCUCCGGGGAAGAGGUCUGAAAAAGGUCACCUCAGAAUGGAAAACACACGUAGGACCCAGAUGUGAAUGAUGUCAAUUUUUUUUCGAAAUCAGUUUAUUCAUUCAAUUAUUUGGACAUUUUCUUUGGAGCAGUAAGUUUUCUGUUGUUUUCAUGUAAAUAUUCAGUGUUUCCAGCCAGGCUUGGCAGCAGUAAGACUGGACGAACUUUGUAAAUGCUGUACAUGGUGUGGAUGUCUAGAAACGAGAUGUAUAUGGGGUUCAGUUUUGUCUUGUCUGGUGGUGUACCAGCCAUUUAAGUAUUAGGUAUUAAAUAUUACAACCACUGUUA
Messenger RNA from Nothobranchius furzeri (turquoise killifish), 4104 nucleotides. Its product is annotated as hippocampus abundant transcript 1 protein. Gene Ontology annotation, molecular function: transmembrane transporter activity. The record is from RefSeq and is a predicted model, not a curated record. Gene Ontology annotation, biological process: transmembrane transport. NCBI's taxonomy places the organism in Eukaryota, Metazoa, Chordata, Actinopteri, Cyprinodontiformes, Nothobranchiidae. Gene Ontology annotation, cellular component: membrane.